This is a messenger RNA of Spirometra erinaceieuropaei, 363 nucleotides long. Lineage: Eukaryota; Metazoa; Platyhelminthes; Cestoda; Diphyllobothriidea; Diphyllobothriidae. The record is from the annotation of a GenBank genome assembly.
AUGGCGCGCUACAAGGUGAACAUCACAGCACUCAGCGAGACGGGUGCCCGCUACACCUUCUUCUGGAGAGCAGAGCGACGGGACGCGGACGUCGGCUCUGGCAUCGUGAAGCGACUACCCUGUCUGCCGCAGGGCAUCAGCGAUCGUCUGAUGAGCCUCCGCCUGCCUUUUCGGAGAGGCAAAUUCGUCACCAUCAUCAGCGUCUGCGCUCCGCCGAUGACCAGUCUUGACGUCACAAGUGACAAGUUCUACGAGGACCUGCACGCGCUCCUGGCAAAUGUGUCGAAGGCGGAUAAGGUGGUUGUCCUUGGUGACUUCAACCCCCCGUCGGAACAGGCCACGCUGCCUGAAAAGGAGUGCUAA